This is a messenger RNA of Sclerotinia trifoliorum, 2814 nucleotides long. Lineage: Eukaryota; Fungi; Ascomycota; Leotiomycetes; Helotiales; Sclerotiniaceae. The record is from the annotation of a GenBank genome assembly.
UUAGUUCUGAAAAUAACGGCGGGAUCUUAGGAAAUAUCUACGUUUCCGUUGAUCUUUAUUCUAAUCCAGAUCCCAUCAUUCGUUUAGACAUUCUUGGCUGAUAUCCAUCCUUUUGAAGUGAUGGAUCUCACAGACGAUAUUCCAGGAGAGGUAAAAAUCCACAGGAAAGAUUUCCAUCACCCAUACACUCCUUAUCCAAUCCAAGAAACAUUCAUGCAAACUGUAUAUGAUGUUUUGGAACAGGGAAAAGUAGGGAUUCUAGAAAGUCCGACGGGUACGGGCAAGAGUCUGAGUUUGAUUUGUGGGAGUCUAACUUGGUUGAGGGAUUUUAAGAGGAGGGAAUUUGAGGGGAUUUUGAAUGAAGGGUUUCAAAAUGCAGAGGAGCCGGAGUGGAUGAUUGAGGCGGCGAAGGUGAGGAAGAAGAGGGAGUUGGUUGGCAGGAGGGAGGAGAUGGAGAGGAAGUUGGGGAGGAUUAGGGAGAGGGAGAGAUAUGAGAGGGAUAGGAUGAGUGAGAAUGGGAAUGGGAAUAUGAGGGGUGGGAAGAGGAGGAAGGUUGGAGGAGAUGGGGAAGGAGAUCUUGUGGGAGGUGGUGGUGCCGGUAAUGAAGACGAAUUUUUACUAGAGGAAUGGGAUAGUGAUGGGGAGAUUGGUGGUAACGGGAAGAAGAAAACUGGAGACGAGGCAAUUUUCUCGAAAGAGACGUUGGAGUUGAAGAAGAGUAUAGGCAUGUGGAGUAAGAAAGUAGAAGACGAAGAAGAGGAACCAGAUGAUGAGAUGAAGGUUUUGAGAUACCUUAAUCAUCUUGGAUCAACUACUAACAUCUAAUAGAUUUUCUACUGCUCGAGAACUCAUUCCCAACUAACUCAAUUCAUCAACGAACUCCGACGUGUAGAGUUCCCAUCAUCCAUGCCACCAGAAGACCCCCCAUCAAAAACCACAGAAAAAAGUAAAGAUAACCUUCAUGAACACCUCAAACACCUUACUCUCGGUUCCCGCAAAAAUCUCUGCAUCGAUCCUAAAGUAAAUAAACUCAAUUCAGUAACAGCCAUAAACGAACGUUGUGCGGAACUUCAACAAUCUUCUACCCCAAAAGAACACAAAUGUUCUCAUCUCCCAAAUAAAGAUAACAAACCCCUCGUCACAACCUUCCGCGAUCAUGCACUGGCUACCAUUCGCGAUAUCGAAGACAUGGGAGCUCUAGGGAAGGAAAUCUCAAUUUGUCCAUACUAUGCCUCACGAUCUGCUAUCAAACCCGCGGAAAUAGUUACACUUCCCUAUCCGUUACUUUUGCAGAAAAGUGCGAGGGAAUCAUUGGGGAUUAGUCUUAAAGGACAUGUAGUGAUUAUAGAUGAAGCGCAUAAUUUGAUGGAUGCGAUAGCGGGUAUUUAUGGGACGGAAAUGUCGUUGAAGGAGUUGAAAUUGGCGAAAGAGAUGUUGGGUAAUUAUUUCAGGAAGUUUGCUAAGAGAUUGAAGGGGAAGAAUAGAAUUUAUGUAGCUCAGGCUAUAAGGGUUGUGGAUAGUUUGGUGGGUUAUUUGUUGAGGAGGUUGGAGGGGACGGUAUGUGUUACUCUUUUUGGUUCUGGGUUUACUCUAUGGACUAUGUGAUAUGAGGAAGACGAAGAAGUAUUGCAAGAUAAGUGGAUGUGGAUGUUGAUUUGCUAACAAACUGAUUAGGAGAUAGAUGGAGUAGUCGAUCAAAAAGAACUUCUAGCCGGAAAAGGAGCCGAUCAAAUUGAUCUCUUUAAAUUAAUCCGAUAUCUCCAAGAAAGUAAAUUAGCCCGCAAAGUCGAAUCCUACACCGAACACACACGAAGCAUAAAACAAGCAUCCACAUUACCACACCACAACAAAGAACCCCUCAAAUCAACAACUCCCAUCCUACACACCCUCACCUCACUCCUCCUCGCCCUCACCCACCCAACAACCGAAGGCCAACUCUUCUUCCUCAAACCCACAUCCCCAUCUCCCUCUCUCUCCCUGGACCUCAUAACCCUCAAAUUCCAACUCCUCAACCCAGCCUCACACUUCGAAUCCAUCGUAAGCUCAGCACGAGCCAUCAUCCUAGCAGGCGGAACCAUGUCCCCCUUUUCAGACUACACCUCUAUCCUCUUCCCCUCCAUCCCCUCGCAUAAAAUCACCACAUUAUCCUGCGGCCAUGUCAUUCCCAAAACUAAUCUCUUUGCCAGUACAGUAUCGAGAGGUCCAACCGGGAUCCCUUUUAAAUGGACAUUUGAUAAAAGAGGAAAUACCGAUAUGAUGGAUGAAUUAGGUAGGGUAUUAUUAAAUAUCUGUACGAUAGUUCCAGACGGCGUGGUAGUAUUUUUUCCUUCCUAUAACUUCCUCUCUACAAUCCUCUCGAGAUUUUCGAUACCGAAUCCUGGAGCUAGCACUGGAAAUGCAAGUGCAACUGAAAAAGGAAAAGCAAAAACAAUCCUAGAAAGACUAUCAGAAAAAAAACAAAUCUUCCAAGAAUCCAAAGAAGAAAGCGUAGAAACCAUCCUAGCGAAUUACGCAAAGGGUAUCGCAGAAGGAAAGGGUGGAUUAUUAUUUAGUGUGGUAGGAGGAAAAUUAAGCGAGGGAAUUAAUUUUAGUGAUGCGUUGGGGAGAUGUGUAAUGAUUGUUGGAUUACCAUUUCCGAAUAUGCACACGGCGGAAUGGAGGAGGAGGUUGAGGUUUAUUGAGGAGAGUGCUGUGGAGAGAUUCUCGAGAAGAAGAAGAGAAAUGAAAGGAGAAUAGGUGAGAAGAAUUAGGAAAUGGGAGGAGAAAUAAAGAAUCUAAGAUGGAAAAGGAUUUGGAUGAGAGAUAUAGGGGAGA